GUACUACAUAGGAGAUAGAGAACACCGGCAAAAUGUUAUCAUUAACCACAAUUGCUAUAAUCGUCCUAGUCAUUGGGCUAAUCUAUCAAUUUUUCAUUUCCCCAUAUAUCAUCUCACCGCUCUCCAAAAUCCCCAAUGCGCACUUCACAUCCCCCAUUACAUCCCUGUGGAUAUUGCAUAAGCGCAAAACGGGGAACGAGGUCAAGACUAUCUACUCUCUUCACCAGCAACACGGCCCUGUUGUUCGCCUAGGUCCCAAUGAGCUCAGCGUCAAUUCCAUCGAUGGUCUGCGGACCAUCUACACCGGCGGCUUUGAGAAAACCCAAUGGUACAGUGAUAUCUUUGUCAACUUUGGCACCGAUAAUCUAGUCAGCACCCAGAGUUAUAAGCCACAUUCUAUCCGGAAGCGCAUGCUUAGCAACGUCUACUCCAAGUCGUAUCUGCAAAACUCGCCAGACCUACAGAGAGUCUCGCUUAUUAUUGUGGUAGACCGAUUUCUACCCCUUUUGGGCGAACUGGCUCAGAAGCGGGAGGCAAUCAAUGUAUUUCCGUUACUGCAAGGGCUCGGUCAGGAUUUUACUUCGGCAUACCUGUUUGGCUCGAAGUAUGGGACGGACUUUAUCCACGACGUUGCCAAGCGUGAAUGUUGGCUUGACAUGUAUGAGAAGUUCAAGGUCUCGCACCCCAAGGAACGCAGUUUCGGCGAGUUUGAGCAAUGGUGUCUUGCAUUAUGCGAUAAGGUUACGAAUGACCUAAAAGAGGGGAAAGCAAGCAGUGAUCAAGGCACUCAGCCGGUGGUGUAUGCGCAAUUUUAUCGGAGUCUACAGAAGAACCCCGAGAUUUGGGAGAGGAAGAGGCUCAUGUUAGCUUCGGAGAUGCUUGAUCACCUUAUUGCUGGACAUGAAACAUCGGGCAUCUCAUUGACCUACACGUUGUGGGAGUUAUCGCAACGCCCUGCCCUUCAAGCGCGUCUUCGAGUGGAACUCUUAGGUCUCUCGCCGACUCUAAGAUACGCAUCACGAGAGAAAGCGAAAGAUGGCUCACUACCAUCUACACAGUCCUUGAAUAAUCUACCGCUGCUGGACUCCAUAAUCCGUGAAACCCUACGCCUGCAUACAGCAGUGCCCGGCCCACAACCUCGAGUUGUUCCCUUCUCCUCUCAGCCGGUAACCAUUGAAGGAUAUCCAAAUAUCCCAGGCGGAACAAUUGUCAGCAGCUCCGCAUUUUCAUUGCACCGCAUAGCGGAUGUCUAUCCUAACCCGGAUGAAUGGCUCCCCGAGCGCUGGCUCAAUCCCGAUAGUAGCACUUCCGAAGCAAUGAAACGCUUGUUCUGGGCCUUUGGUAGUGGUGGAAGGAUGUGUUUAGGGAGCAACUUUGCUCUGCAAGUGAUUAAACUUGUUAUUGCCACAAUCUACACUAAUUUCACCACUUCUAUUGUAAAUGACGAGGGAAUUGAACAGGAGGACAAUUAUAUUGCUCCUCCGAAGGGGCGCAAGCUGAUUCUUCAAUUUAUAGCCGUAUAGAGAUACCUCUAGCCUUCUAGUUGAUCAUUAGAACCAGUAUGCAUAAAGGUCUCAAAGGU
Messenger RNA from Talaromyces stipitatus ATCC 10500, 1582 nucleotides. RefSeq names its product cytochrome P450 monooxygenase, putative. The coding region runs from base 33 to 1523 and encodes 496 amino acids. The transcript is spliced from 2 exons. Gene Ontology annotation, molecular function: heme binding; iron ion binding; monooxygenase activity. The record is from RefSeq and is a predicted model, not a curated record. NCBI's taxonomy places the organism in Eukaryota, Fungi, Ascomycota, Eurotiomycetes, Eurotiales, Trichocomaceae.